GUUAUGCCCCUGUUUAAGCCCUCGAACUCUACACUGACGGUGAGGUGAACAAGCCGCGUCCCUAAACCGCUGCGCAGCAGCACCAGCAGCUCCACUGGCUCAGCAGUCAAUGGUGCAGCAGAUGCAGCGACCAGUGGCUGUAUCCUUCCCUGUUCACCGCGGCCAUGUCUCCUGUGAGCUCAGAUAAUGACAAGCCUGUUGAGAAUGGCAAGGACAAGGAAUCCAUCAACACGCCACUGAAGGGACUGGAGACAAUUUCUCCUUUGGUCCAGUCUGCGCAGGAGACCCCUGAGCCGAUCUCUACCACAGUGCAAGGCAGCAUUCCCCCCUGGAUCAAUGGCAAAUUCCUCCGCAACGGCCCGGGGAAGUUUGAGUUUGGAAACACACACUACAACCACUGGUUCGACGGGAUGGCAAUGCUACACCAGUUCAAGAUCGACCAAGGCCAGGUGACGUACAGGAGCCGGUUCCUGAGCAGCGAUGCCUACAAGAAGAACAGUGAGAGGGACCGCAUCAUGAUGUCAGAAUUCGGGACACUCGCCAUGCCCGACCCCUGUAAAAACUUCUUUCAACGCUUCCUGUCUCGCUUUGAGAUGAUUGAGCCCACGGAUAAUGCGAGUGUGAGCUUUGUGAAGUACAAAGGUGACUACUAUGUCAGCACAGAGACAAACUUCAUGCACAAAGUGAACCCAGAGAAUCUAGAAACGCUGGAAAAGGUGGACUGGAGCAAGUUUAUUGCUGUUAAUGGAGCCACUGCCCACCCACACUAUGACCCUGACGGUACCACCUACAAUAUGGGCAACUCGUAUGGAAGCAAAGGAGCCCAGUACAACAUCAUCAAAGUGCCGCCUGAGAAGACCGAUGCCAAAGACACGCUGCAAGGCGCCAAAGUGCUCUGCUCUAUCGUGCCUUCAAACAAGUCCCAUCCCUCCUACUAUCACAGCUUUGCCAUGUCAGAGAACUGUGUGGUGUUCAUCGAGCAGCCAAUCAAGAUGGACCUGCUGAAGAUCGUGACAUGUAAGAUGAGGGGGAAGGCUCUGAGCGAAGGCAUCUACUGGGAUCCCAAUCUGGAAACUGUCUUCCAUGUUGUUGACAAGCACACAGGCAAGGUCAGCUCAGUGAAGUACCACGCCAAAGCCCUCGCCACCUUCCAUCAGAUCAACGCCUUCGAGGAGGAUGGACUCUUGAUGCUUGACAUGUGCUGCGCAGACGACGGCCAAGCCAUCAACAACUACCUCAUCCAGAACUUACGCAAGUCAGGAGAUGCACUCGAUGAGGUGUACAACACCUUGGCCAAGAAUUACCCCCGGCGUUUUGUUUUGCCCCUGAAUGUGACGAGUGAAACACCAACGGGCCAGAACCUGAACACGCGGCCCUCCAGUGACGCAACGUGUGUCAAAGUCAGCACGGAUAAGGUCUUCUGCCAGCAUGAGAAUCUCCAUGGUGAUGACCUCGAUGACUACGGAGGCCUGGAGUUCCCUCAGAUCAACUAUGGCAGAUGUAACACACGACCAUACCGAUAUUUCUACGGCUGUGGCUUCAGACACCUGGUGGGAGACUCUCUGCUCAAGAUGGACCUGAACGACAAGACGUUUAAGGUCUGGUACCAGAAGGGUCUCUACCCCUCAGAGCCCGUGUUUGUGCCGUCACCUGAAGCCGUGGAGGAGGAUGAUGGUGUCGUCCUCUCUGUGGUUCUCACCCCCUCACAAGAUAAAGGGACAUUCCUCCUGGUUUUGGAUGCCAAGACGUUUGAGGAGUUGGGAAGAGCCAAUGUGCCUGUUAACAUCCCUUAUGGCUUCCAUGGAACCUUUAAUGCAUCUGCAUAGAUCGAACUAUGUUACUCUUCUGAUACAAAGAAUACAAAAUGCUGUAUCAUACACAAGUUAUUACUAUAAUGUAGGCAUCAAUCUAUAUUGAGCUUAAAGGAUGGUCCGACUAUUAUAUCACCCAAGUGUCUAAUGGACAUUUUCUUUUGUACUCUUUUUAGUCUCGCACUAUAUUUUUUUAAAGGCUGAUUUACUUUUAUAUCCAAUAUUUACCGUUGUGAAUUUUCAGGUGCUGUUACACAGUUGUGCAUUAAAACACAGAAUCUCUGCCAAGGUGUUUGUUCACAAAUAUGAUCACAUGUAAAAACAGCUGGAAAAUGAAAAUCGUCAUAUUAUGGAUUGUGUUACUUUUGUAGAUGGGAGUUUUCCCCUCAAAACAUUUUUCCCCUGUUAUUUUCUACACUAAAGUUUGUAAUUUGUUUGAUUUAACCAAUUUAUUUUGAACAUGUGAACAAAUUGCAAACAAAAUAAAGCAUUUACCAAAACAUUCUAAAAUAAAUAUCAAUAGUCCCAUCAUUAAACCCUGGGGAACCCCACAGGUAAUGUUCAGUAAAGGCUUUAACGUGGCGAGUCCUCUCCCUCCAAAUCCAGAUCUUUGUAUUUUUUUAAAUAGUAAAUCUUACUCUAAUAUGUAAAAUGUUUUUUAGUUUUUCCCCCAGAAUGACCACUACUACAUAUUCUUUAUUUUCUAUUGCUUUUUCUAUUUUUUUCUAUCUUCCUUUUAUACAAACAAAGUUGUCUUACCAGCUCAGAAUCUAUGUUGCUGCUCAUAUGAAAUGUAUUAUGAUUUCUAAUGAAGUGAUCAGGUUUUGUAUGGAAUAUGCAUUAGUAUCCAGUAACUGUGGAAGCUAGGGAAAAAGGUCUGCAGUUUAUAUUCAGCUUUAUAUAUUAUGUAUCAUGAUAAGCUGUUAAUUUUCCAUUUUAGAGACUGGUUACAGAUAUGAGUCACAGGUUUAACAGUACAUUCGUUUACAUUUUUAACUAAACAUUUCAAUUUGAUUCCAGACCGUGGGUUUAUUACUCUUGAUCUUUAAAACUAUUUCCUUUCCAUCCGUUUUCCUUUUUUAAUAUAGAUUCUUUAAUACAACUUUGCUUCCCACAAAAUUUCAGUCAAACACAGACUUCACUGACAAAGAAAUCAUUAAAUGUAUCUGAAACCAAG
This is a messenger RNA of Hippoglossus stenolepis (Pacific halibut), 2988 nucleotides long. RefSeq names its product carotenoid-cleaving dioxygenase, mitochondrial-like. Lineage: Eukaryota; Metazoa; Chordata; Actinopteri; Pleuronectiformes; Pleuronectidae. Gene Ontology annotation, molecular function: carotenoid dioxygenase activity; beta-carotene 15,15'-dioxygenase activity. Gene Ontology annotation, cellular component: mitochondrion. Bases 165 to 1826 code for a protein of 553 amino acids. The transcript is spliced from 13 exons. Gene Ontology annotation, biological process: retinal metabolic process; carotene catabolic process. The record is from RefSeq and is a predicted model, not a curated record.